Molecule: messenger RNA, 549 nt
Organism: Nestor notabilis (Kea)
Lineage: Eukaryota; Metazoa; Chordata; Aves; Psittaciformes; Psittacidae
Gene: FAM237A
Exons: 2
Coding region: 1-549 (182 amino acids)
Source: RefSeq, a predicted model, not a curated record
AUGGACCUUGGGAACAGAAGAAGAAUCCACUGCAACAUGAGACUCACCUACUCUCUGCUAAUCAUGGGAGCAUUCUGCAUGACACCCUUCCUCUGCCAUAGCCAAAUUGAUCCACUAGCUCUUGGACGAGCAGACCCCCAGUGUUGGCAAUCCUCCUCAGCUGUCUUACUGGAGAUGAGAAAACCUCAUAUUUCUGACUCUGUCAGUGGCUUUUGGGACUUCAUGAUCUUCCUGAAAUCAUCAGAGAACUUGAAACAUGGGGCUUUGUUCUGGGACCUGGCUCAGCUCUUCUGGGAUAUCUACGUGGACUGCGUGCUCUCCAGAACCCAUGGCCUAGGGAGAAGGCAGCUAGCAGAAGCUGAACCAAAGAUUGCUAGUCUACGUUCUCAAUUUACAGGGAGAAACCAAGGGAUAUUUCCUCAUAUUCAGAGGUCGCCAGUUCUGAAGAAGAAAGACUCGAUUGAAGAUUUAAUAAGCAUCCACAUGCAUAAGAGCAGAUCUAUGUUACUUGGAAGAAUCACUGAAGAGCUAGGGAAAAAGAAGAAAUGA